UAGCCAGGGGGAGAAAGCUCGGGAGAGCUGGAGGUGGCUGCUGGCGCAAGCAGGUGUACAGCGCGCAAGACCGCUGGAACUGGAAGGGGCUCCCGGGUGCUGCCGGAAGUGACGCGUUCACCUGCCGAGCUGGGGCGGGGCGCAGAGGUGCCUUCGCUGCUGCCACCGCCGGGAGCCAGACGGGAGUGUACCAGGCUCUGGGAAAACCAGGGCUCCCAGCCGAGAGCGUUUCCCUGCAAGCCACGACCCGGCCGGCAGCUACCAUGGCGCGCCUACUGUGCUUCGUGCUCCUGUGUGGGAUCGCGGAUUUCACCAGCGGAUUGAGCAUCACUACACCCGAACAGAGGAUCGAAAAAGCUAAAGGGGAAACUGCGUAUCUACCAUGCAAGUUUACUCUCAGUCCCGAAGACCAGGGACCACUGGACAUUGAAUGGCUGAUAUCCCCGUCUGAUAACCAGAUAGUGGAUCAAGUGAUCAUUUUGUAUUCUGGAGACAAAAUUUAUGAUAACUACUACCCGGAUCUGAAAGGACGGGUACAUUUUACGAGUAAUGAUGUCAAGUCUGGCGACGCAUCUAUAAAUGUGACCAACCUACAGCUGUCGGACAUUGGCACUUACCAGUGCAAAGUGAAGAAAGCCCCUGGGGUUGCAAAUAGGAAAUUCCUGCUGACCGUUCUUGUUAAGCCUUCAGGUACAAGAUGCUUCGUGGAUGGAUCGGAAGAGAUUGGAAAUGACUUCAAGCUAAAAUGUGAACCCAAGGAAGGCUCCCUUCCACUACAGUAUGAAUGGCAGAAACUGUCAGACUCGCAGACAAUGCCUACGCCAUGGCUAGCAGAAAUGACGUCACCAGUUAUAUCUGUGAAGAACGCCAGUUCUGAGUAUUCUGGGACAUACAGCUGCACGGUUCAAAACAGAGUGGGCUCUGACCAGUGUAUGCUACGACUAGACGUCGUCCCUCCCUCCAACCGAGCCGGAACGAUCGCGGGCGCCGUCAUAGGGACACUGCUGGCCCUCGUGCUCAUCGGGGCCAUCCUCUUCUGCUGUCACAGGAAACGCAGAGAAGAGAAGUACGAGAAGGAAGUUCAUCAUGAUAUCAGGGAAGAUGUGCCUCCUCCAAAGAGUCGGACAUCCACUGCCAGGAGCUAUAUUGGCAGCAACCAUUCCUCCCUGGGAUCCAUGUCCCCCUCCAACAUGGAGGGGUAUUCCAAGACGCAGUAUAACCAAGUCCCCAGUGAAGACUUUGAACGUGCGCCUCAGAGUCCGACUCUGGCACCCGCUAAGGUAGCUGCCCCUAAUCUCAGUCGAAUGGGAGCGGUUCCUGUGAUGAUUCCGGCACAGAGCAAGGACGGGUCUAUAGUAUAGAACUCUGCACCUCUCCGUUCUGCUGCCCAUGGCUCGUUUCUUCUCUUGACAUAUCAACAUUUACUCUAUUCUAAAUUUUGUUAACAGUAGCCCAUAUAUAUAAUAUAUAUGCGUGUAUGUGUAUAUAUACACGUGUAUGUAUGUAUGUAUAUGUAUAUACAUACAUACAUGUGUAUAUAUGCAUAAUAUAUAUGCAUAUAUACACACUUAUAUAUGCAUAUAUAUGUGAAGAAGUUUAUAAGAAACAUGCUCCAUAAGAUUUUUUUGGUUAUUGUGAAACAAUAAAGGCUUAAGAGUAAUAGCAUUGACCAUCUGGAAAAUUUGGGGUUUCUUCCCAAGUUGAUUUUAAUGCCCUUAUCUUAUAUCUGAAGAAAGAUAUAGCACUUUGAAUAUGAUGUCAUGGAUGAAGAAAUUUGUGAGUUUACACACAUCCCAAGUUUAUUCUUGAAUCAUCUGAAAAUGACACUUCGUAGUUUCUACCAUUAUUUUCAGGAUAUCUGUCUCAUUUAUUGAUGAAUAACAGUAUCUCUCAAAUGGAAAAACAAAUCCAUGGAAAAACUACUUAAUGUAUGAAUUUGUUUUUAUAGUCUGAGAAUUCUAAGUGUAUUUGGUUAUCUGUAAAAGUAGGAGACAUGACAGUGUUUUAGAAAUAACUAGUUUUCUUUCUAAGUCAUUCCUAAACAUCUAUGACCUGAUUUCUUUCCUGUCUUUUUUUUUUCUUUUGUUGUUGUUUUGAGAUAGGGCCUCAGUGUGUUCGUUGCCUAGGCUGGCCUCAAAUCCUGAUCCUUCUGCUUCUGCUUCCUGAAUGCUGGGCUCACAAGUGUGUCUGACUGUACUGGCUGUAGACCGGUUUCCUAAGUAUCUAACCGGUGCACUACAGAGGCAGCAGGAAGCUUUAGUGCACGACAAAGGAAGCUUCUGCUACACAGAGCUGAAACCCUUGAUGCUGCAUGGGUCGGGGUAGGAGGAGGAUGGAGGAGGAGAGUGUCUGUGCCUCGGGGCCUGUGGACUGCUGCAAAACUGACCAGGCAGGGUGAGGGUGCCAGAUUUAUCGGUCUGUAGCUAAACACUGCCCUUCUACUGUAAGUGAUGGUUUUGCAAUUGGGAAGGAAGGAAGGAAGGAACAGAGGGAGGGAGGAAGAGAGGGACAGAAGGAAGGAAAGAAAACUGUUAAUUCACUUAUCUGGCAGGAAUGGAUGAGAAUUCUCAAAUUACUGAUUUUUAAAUUUGUGUUUUUGUUUUGUGGCAGACCGUACUGCAUAUUUUAUGUUGUAAUCCAGGCUUUUGAGUUGGAGUACGGUUCCUGGAGGCUAUUUUUUUUUUUUUCUCUAAGAGUCAGUGAACAAAGAGAUUUGAGGCAAGUUAAGUGUCUUCCCUAGUCCUGAAUUCCAGACUUGAGCCAUGUGCUUGCUGGCCUGUGGCCGCACCUGCCUCUCUCUAGCUGUCAGAAAUCGAGGCUGAGUCUUAGGUUUGUGAAAGUGACUUACUCUCAAAAGAAAUUUUAAAAGGAGUAAAGGGAAUACUCCUAUCUGCCAAAUGUAUUAAAUAUAGUUUUCGUAGGGAAAAAAAAAGUGAAUUUAUUGUAUAUCCCUUAAGAUUGUGAGGGAGUGUGUGUAGCGUGUAUUGAGCCAGCAUUUUGUUUAUAGUAGAUAAGGUCUGUAAUAAAAGAUUUCAUUAACUGCAAAACCUUUCCCCUAGGGAAUUGGUCCCUGUUAAUCUCUUCAGGUGCUGUGCUGGUAAAUGCUACAUUAUAAAUUAAUGUUGGCAUGCAUUUACGACUAAGCAGAAUAAUGUGUAUACUUUUAAAUGGUGAAUUUAAACUGAAUGUCCAUGUAAUGGAUUCGUGUACAGUUUUACAUAUUUGGAAGCAUUUUUUUUUUAAAGUAGGUUUAAACCUCACGUAAAAUUACUUUUUAUAUUUGUGUCGUCUUCAUCUGUGCCUUUUAAGGUAAAUUUAAUUUCUACAGUGACUUUCUGGUGCCUAUGAGCUAGCUAUCACCUACCUUGAGGUGCUUAGAGGUGAAGGUACUGUUUUCAAAAGCACAUCACCGUGGCUUUCUACCCUUAGAGUCCCAGUCUCGCCUCUUCUCCUCUGCCUUUCUUGAUGUCACUUAAAUAAUACCACUGUUUAGUAGGAUUGAAAAGAAAGCCACACCCUCAGUACGCUUUGACCGUGCUUCUAGUUUAUAACCAGAGCCACGUUUGACUUUCAGAUGUUUGGCAUUUUUAUAAGAUAUUACAAGAAUAAACUGGAAUGCAGAUCUUAAUGGGUUUUAGAAUGGUAAUGAAGAUUAUGGUAGGUAGAAAACACUACAAAAGCAGAUGUGUGGAAUCUUUUCCUUUUCUUAGACUUUGUAUUUAUUUAAAGGCAAACAAAACCUAGAGUAUCCAACUAUUUUUAGUCUAGAUCUGUAGUAACUAUAAUCUGAAAGAGAAACUUGUUUAAAAAAAAAAACAAACACUGUGAACCCCAACAGGCCUGGUGGAAAAAGAAUCAGAGACAUAGUUGAAUUUUUAGGCUUUGGUCUGCAGCGCUUCUCGUUGUUCGCCUCAGUUUACCCAAAAGGUCAGACAAGUGCUAGGAAUUUCCCAGACAAUCUCACUGAUUUUAGUCAACCAAGGAGCAAGUAUUUGCUCUAGAAUCAUUGUUGGUAAUGGUCAACAGCCCAUCGGCCGUGCUGGCGCAUCUUCACUAAGAGCCAGUGUGAGUUCAGGGCCAGCACUGUCUUCCCAGGAGACCUUUCUGAUUCCGCUCUACACAUGAGAGACUUAACCCAUAUUCUAAUGUUCCGAGAACAUUAAAACAUCUCUGGAGUGAAAUGACACUCGUCUGUGUUCUGAAUACAGAACAGUUUAUGAGUAUUACUAUGGAUAAUCUUAGUCGUGUUUUCCUGUUAGAAAGCCUCCCCUUCUGCUCAAAGUCUGGUAUCGAUUUUUGUGGUUACAUAGACAAAGACUUCCUUAAAUUUGAAUUAUCUACCAAGGAUUUAUUAGUAUGGAAACAGACUGAGUGUGUUUGGUGGGGAAGAUCCAUAUAGACUAUGGAAAUGCCUAAUUUCUGGCACAUAUGACUGUGCACAUCAUCUACGAUCCCUGAACUCAGAGGCACAGGAAGAUCAUGGCUUUGAGGCCAGUAGCCAGUUCAAAGCAAGCCUGAGCUUCCCGGAGCGACCUGGCACCUAGAGAUUGGACUCAGUAGUACAGUAUUUUCUCUAGAAUGGGCAAAAAGAAUGAGGUCUGAAUCGGAAUUCUUUUAAAGAAAUGAAUUUCAGGCUGUGCCCUGGGAAUUAGAUUACAUGGAGAGGCAGCAAAUUUUUGAUUAAAAAGAACUCACUGCAUGGAGUUGGCUAUUCUUUAAUGUGUGACUUAGGAAAUAACUACUGUCUCUGUGUGUACAGCAUGUAAAUUUGAAGCUAUGUGAAUGUUCAUUCAUAGGUUUCUGGGUUUUUUUUCUAAAAUAUUUCCAGUAGUGUUUAGAGUGUUCUCAGCUGCCUUAUUUCGGUGUGAACAGAUAACGUUCCUAUUUUAUGUGGUGAAUGCUUUAAAUGUGUCACUUACAGAGUAGUUGUAGAAAACAGCUGGCACGACUUUAAGUGGUUUGCGACAUUAUAUAUUAUAUAUGUACAUAUAUGUUUAUAACAUUAUUGUGUUUCAUAGUAUAACUGUUCUGGGCAAGUUUUAAUAUUUCAAAUGCCUCUGGAUAUUCCAGCAAUAAAGGCAACAUGUUCUGCAGUCAAAUUUCUCGUUUGCCUACUUUGACACUAAAAUAAUCUGUAUUUGAGCAAGAUUCCUUUUGAAAAUAUUACAGAAUGGGGAAAUAAAUUUGUGAAUUGUGGUUAUUUCUCCUUUCAGAAGGCUGACCAUUUGUUUACCUUCCUUGAACGUGACCUUAAAUUCUAAGUUCAGGCUUACAAAGUAUGUCCCAGUUUGUAAUUUAGAGAAUAGAGACCAUCAGUUGGGCUUGGUGUUGAUUCAGACACUAAGAAGUCUGCCAAAGACAAGCUUUGGGAUUUCUGCUAAUUUGUUUAAUGACACAGGUGCUGAGAAGGACCACAGUUCACCAACUGACUUAUUCUUGUUCCUAAUUGUGAAUGUUGGCAAUAAACACAGUUGUAUUAAGAACACUAAUUUGACACCCACAUUUGCAAAGUUAUAGUGUCAGUUUCAGAUUUUGUAUUUCAAAUAUCUGGCUUACAUAUUCAAUGAUGCAGAUUUCAAAGUUUGUAAGAACAGUUUUGUCUAAAAACAGAAACUUGCUCUUAGUUUUGUGACCUUGUGUACUUUUGAAAUAAAAUGAAGAAAGCAG
Messenger RNA from Mus caroli (Ryukyu mouse), 5667 nucleotides. RefSeq names its product CXADR cell adhesion molecule (gene Cxadr). Gene Ontology annotation, cellular component: intercalated disc; bicellular tight junction; basolateral plasma membrane. Lineage: Eukaryota; Metazoa; Chordata; Mammalia; Rodentia; Muridae. Gene Ontology annotation, molecular function: cell adhesion molecule binding. The record is from RefSeq and is a predicted model, not a curated record. Gene Ontology annotation, biological process: homotypic cell-cell adhesion.